Messenger RNA from Arabidopsis thaliana (thale cress), 1860 nucleotides. RefSeq names its product F-box/RNI-like superfamily protein. The record is from RefSeq and is marked reviewed. The transcript has 4 exons. NCBI's taxonomy places the organism in Eukaryota, Viridiplantae, Streptophyta, Magnoliopsida, Brassicales, Brassicaceae. Bases 350 to 1744 code for a protein of 464 amino acids.
GCCAUCUCCGCGUUGCUCUUUACCUUAUUCAAACUCGAGCAGCACCGUCUGCAUUUUGAGGGUGAAGGCGUAUAUCAUAAGGAUUUGAAAUAAAUUGGACAAUGAAAUGAUGGUUACUUUCUUUUCAUUGUUUAGGAUUCCUUAACUUAUAAUCUCCAAAACUUGGGACUAGCAUGUCUUUCUUUGUUUUUCUUUUUUGAUGUUUUUGACAGAAGAUAUGAUGGUGACAGUAUGAGAGAGACCUAGAUGUUGUGAAUGAAGACACAAGACAGGAUCAAAGAAGUCCGGCUACGAAGUCGGAGUAUAAGUAUGGAUGUCAGAUGAAGUAAAACCAUUUUGUGCAUAGAAGAUGGAUCAUGUAAGCAGUCUGCCAGACGAGGUUCUUUAUCAUAUAUUGUCCUUCCUUACCACAAAGGAAGCUGCUUUGACUUCGAUUCUCAGCAAAAGAUGGCGCAAUCUGUUUACGUUUGUACCUAAUCUUGAUAUUGAUGACUCUGUCUUUCUCCAUCCCCAAGAGGGUAAGGAGGAUAGGUACGAAAUUCAAAAGAGCUUCAUGAAAUUUGUUGAUAGAGUAUUGGCUUUGCAGGGUAAUUCUCCCAUUAAGAAACUCUCCCUCAAGUUGAGAACUGGCUUUGAUUCACACCGAGUGGAUGGUUGGAUAAGUAAUGCCUUGGCUCGUGGUGUUACCGAACUUGAUCUGCUAAUCAUUUUGUAUACAGCAGAUUACUAUCUGCUGUCUUCAAAAUAUUUCAGGAACCUGGUUACGCUGAAGCUAAACAGUGUUCGUGUUGAUUGGUUAGCUGCUGGUGACAUAUUCUUACCAAUGCUUAAAACCCUAGUUCUUCACUCAGUUAGGUUAUGUGUUGAUAAGUAUUUUUUUAGUGCUUUACCUGCGCUUGAGGAAUUAGUCUUGGUUAGUGUUAACUGGGGAGGUAAGGAUGUCAACGUAUCAAAUGCAAGCCUCAAAAUCCUAACAGUAAAUUACAACAUUUGUUUAGGCACUUUUUCGGUUGAUACACCUAGUCUUGUUUACUUCUGUUUCACUGAGUAUGUUGCUAUAGACUACCCUGUAGUUAUAAUGCAAAACUUAUUUGAGGCUAGAAUCAGCCUUUUGGUAACUCAAGAUCAAAUCGAGCGAGCAAGAGCGCCAAAUAUCGAUUGGGUGGAGGAUGAUGUUGUUCUCCGACUAGUUAAUAUGGAGAAGCUCAUAAAAGGCAUACGUAAUGUUCAGUAUAUGUACUUGUCUCCGAAUACUCUCGAGGUUCUUUCUCUGUGUUGUGAAUCGAUGCCAGUGUUCAACAAUCUCAAAUCGUUAACUCUUAAGAGUCACAAGAGUCGAGGAUGGCAAGCAAUGCCAGUUCUUCUAAGGAACUGUCCACAUCUAGAAACUCUAGUCCUUGAGGGUAUCUUGCACCAUGUCACAGAUAAAUGUGGGUAUGCUUGUGACUGUGUUUCCCGAGAAGAAAAAGGUUGUUCACUCACAUCUUGUCCAGUAAAAGUGUUAGAGAUUAAAGGGUUUCGAGGAACGAUAAAAGAGAUGCACAUGAUAAAGCAUUUCGUGAACUAUUUUCCUUGUUUGAUGGAAACAAAUAUUUAUAUUGAAGAGAGUGGUCCUCCAAAGCUCAGAGUCCCCCAAGUGUGUGAAUUUAUCGCGGAGAUGAUGGAACACUACGGAAAAUCAUCCAGUUUCAAUGUCCAGCUCCUAGUGGGUGGUUACUUGUAUAAGAAGUGGACUGCACAAUGAAGUCUUUAAAGAACAAAAGUUUCUCAUAGUUAUGCCAAAGUCUCUUUUAACCUGUUUUAAACUAAACCAAUCGGGAAACUGUAGUUUCUUUUCGUCUUCUUCAAUUUCCAAUGUUU